AUGAAUGCACUCGAGAAUAUCACCAACAACAUCACCGAAGCUGCGAUCUACCGCCAAAACGUGUCAACGUCAUCGCCGGCAACGGCGACAACCAAUCAAACGUCGAGUCCGACUGAUUAUAUGAAAGGGAAUGAACCACAUACUCUUUUGUCGCUCUCGGUUGGAUUUGCAAUUGGAACUCUACUACGUCAUGCUUUCAAGCGUACACCUCUUCCUUACACAGUUGUCUUGCUUGUCAUUGGUAUGAUUUUGGGAGGAUUGGCUCGCGUUUUCAAGCCGCUUUUGGAUUACACAGCCAUUGCUCACAUGGAUCCUCAUCUGAUUCUGUUUAUAUUUCUACUGACGCUCGUGUUUGAGUCUGCAUUUGCAAUGGACGUUCAUACGUUUAAGAAGACACUUUUUCAGACAGUCAUACUGGCAGGUCCUGGACUUGCUUUGUACACUGCGUUGACUGCAAUGAUUGGGAGGUUUAUAUUCACAUACGAUUGGGGCUGGAUGCCAUCACUUAUGUUUGGAUGCAUUUUGAGUGCAACUGAUCCAGUGGCAGUUGUGUCCAUUCUCAGAGACGUUGUUGAGAUUACUAUCACACUGGCAUCAACGUAUAUGACGUUUUACAUCGGCGAACAGUUUCUUAAAGUGUCUGGCGUGCUGGCUGUGUUGGCUCUUGGUAUUGAGAUAAACAGUCGUAAGGAGAGCAUCAGUCCAGAGGUGGAAGUGUUUCUGCAUCAUUUCUGGGAGAUGAUGGGAUACCUGGCUAACACAGUGAUAUUUAUUCUUGUGGGUGAGGUCAUCACUGAGGAUGCAUUUGAUGAUGUGCCGGGAAAGAUGUUAUAUAUCUGA
Molecule: messenger RNA, 840 nt
Organism: Corticium candelabrum
Lineage: Eukaryota; Metazoa; Porifera; Homoscleromorpha; Homosclerophorida; Plakinidae
Exons: 5
Coding region: 1-840 (279 amino acids)
Biological process (GO): sodium ion import across plasma membrane; potassium ion transmembrane transport; proton transmembrane transport
Cellular component (GO): plasma membrane
Molecular function (GO): sodium:proton antiporter activity; potassium:proton antiporter activity
Source: RefSeq, a predicted model, not a curated record